CCCUAGACUUAGGCUUGUCCGCCUAUUGGGACCGUAACACAUUUGGGGGCUCGUCCGGGAUGAAUCCUUCUUGACCAGUGGCAGAUUUUUUUGAGCAAUACUUGUGUGGAGGUCUGUCUUCUUGCAGCCUGUAUUGCUCCUGUCUUCUGCCCUGGCGUUUUGGGCGCUGGUGUGCGCAUUGGUGGCUUGUGUCAGUACUUUGGUUGGGGGCAAUUUUGGGCCUCGUACUGACACUUUGUCUAAGCCUUUGAGGAUUUAUCCCAUCUGAUCAGUAGCAUUGUUGGGGCAAUACUUGUAUGGAGGUCUGUCUUUUUACAGACUUUAUUGCCUGGGCUUCUGUUGUGGUGUUUUGGGUGCUGGUAAAUGCAUAUACUUUUUUUUUUUGGACACCAGUUGCUGUUUACUCCCUGCCUCAAAGUUUCUGUUCUCCCUCUUUUGCUCCUUUUGUUUAGCCCCUGUGUGUUGGGUUUUCUUCAGUGUUGUACAGCCAGCUGUAAUAAAGUACUGCACCAAGGAUCACCCAUUUUGGUCCAAGUGAAGUUUUGUUGGUGUGAGGGACUUUCGGUAAGCAGUCCAUUGUAAGCAGGAUGAGUUUGCCAAUGGGCAAAGCUUCUGCUGACUUCCUUCGUUUGAAGGAGCUUGAGGUCGAACUGCUCCGUUUGAGGAUCAGAAAGAAGGAAAUUGCUUAUGAGGUUGAACUUAAAAAAAUUAAAGAGGAAAAUCAAAGGCAGAUUCACUUCAAGAAACUCGAACUGCAACGAGCUACACCUGUUGCACCACCUCUUUCCUUCUGUGUCCCACCUUUCGAUGUGGACAAAUAUGUUAACUUCAUUCCCCCAGUUGGUGACAGGGCCAUGGAUGAUUAUUUUGCUCUGUUUGAGUGUGCUGCUGAGGUUUUGCGGUGGCCUAAAAGUGUCUGGCCACUUUUGCUGCAAAAAGUCCUUCCUGGGAAGGCCCAGGAAGCUCAGGCAUCCUUGUCAACUGUGGACAGUGGAGAGUAUGAGAAGGUGAAGGCUGUGGUGUUGCUUUCAUACAAGUCUGAGCCAGAGGUUUGUGGAGUGAAAUCUGGACAUCUUGGUAAGACAGGGGAUGACCUGGCUGAGGAAAAAGUGCUCAAUCAACAUGUUGCUCCUAGUUAUAUAAAUCCAAGUUCUAGUGGCAUGGUUGUACAGCAUCCUAAGGUUGUUCCUGUGUGCACCACUGCUGAUGUGCAAGCAGAAAACCUGGGUCAGGAUAAGUUUGAGGACUUUCCAGACCUCAGUGACAGCUUCAUGGCUCACCUUGAAGAUCCUGUCCAGCAGCCAGUUGCACUUCAUGCUCGCAUAAGUGGUCACGAGACGAGGCUCUGUGGUCUUUCUCCACCUUGUAUGCCUUUUUCUAAGACUACUUCUGUGGCAGUAACCAAAUUUCCUCAAAAGCAAAAGGUUUCGGAACAGGACCGCGACUUUUCAUCGAAACCCCUGUUUUACAUGGUGGCGUAUGGUUCAAGGACCAAAAACAGCAAUCACGCCUUGCAUGAAAGGCUUUUGUAUGAGUCUGCUUUGUUUUCUCAGGGGUCUGAUUUUCUGUGCCCAUUUCUGGUGUUGAGUGGGGUGUCUAAGAGGGCUGUGGACUGCGAUGCUCCAUUCCCAUGCAUUGAGGAAUGCAAUACAUUUCGUCUGAGGAAUAAACAUCCAGAAGCCAUCUACAGGGCAACUGAACCUGUAUUUGUGUGCUGGACAGUAAGAUCUUUACAGGACAGAUGGCUCUGCGACGAUGAAAUAGAAAAAUACCCAACCUGUUGUGUCAUUUAUGCACU
Messenger RNA from Oryzias melastigma (Indian medaka), 1798 nucleotides. RefSeq lists its product as uncharacterized. NCBI's taxonomy places the organism in Eukaryota, Metazoa, Chordata, Actinopteri, Beloniformes, Adrianichthyidae. The record is from RefSeq and is a predicted model, not a curated record.